GCGGGACCAGAGGGAGGGGCGGCCACCAGCAGCGAGCCGAGUGCGGGAGCCAGGUCAGAGAAAGAGGACAGGGAGGCCUGCCUGUGUCCUGGGACACCCUGAGACGGCAUGCGACACCCCUCAGCCCCCUGACCUGAGAACAAGGGGUGUUUCCGGAAUCCUAGACUAGACCCCAGAAGCAGCUGGGGAACCUGCAGGCUGUCGCCACAUCCUGGCUCAGGUUGGGAACGGCAUCACCCCUCCCUACUCUGUGCCCCCUCCUCCCCGACAUCCAUCAUGGAGAAUAAGGAUGAGGUCAGCGACACCGACAGUGGCAUCAUCCUGCAAUCUGGCCCCGACAGCCCUGUCUCCCCCAUGAAGGAGCUGACGCACGCGGUGCGCAAGCAGCAGAGGGCCCUGGAGGCACGGCUGGAGGCACGACUGGAGGAGCUGAAGAGACUCUGCCUCCGGGAGGCGGAGCUGACGGGUAUCUUGCCAGCAGAGUAUCCCCUCAAACCAGGGGAGAAGGCCCCUAAGGUCCGCCGUAGGAUCGGAGCAGCUUACAAACUGGACGAGCGGGCCUUGCACAGAGAGGACCCCCUGAGCAGCCUGGAGCGGGAGCUGGCCCUGCAGCUGCAGAUCGCCGAGGCGGCCCGGCGCCUGUGCCGGGAGGAGAACCUCAGCAGGCAGGCCCGGCGGCAGCGCAAGCACGCCAUGCUGCAGGAGGAGAAGAAGCUCAAGGAGCUGGAGCGCUGCCUGGGCGAGCAGCGGCGCGCCAGCGGGCCCCCUUCCACCGCUGCCCUGCCCCUGGGCCGAGAGCUCAGUGCCUCAGAUGACAGCUCUCUAUCAGAUGGGCUGCUCCUGGAGGAAGAGGAGUCCCAGAUGCCAAAAGCUCCCCCGGAGUCCCCAGCUCCACCUUCCCGGCCUCUCCCACCCCAGAGCCUCGAGGGCUUGGAACCCGCGGGGCCUGAGACUGGGGGCCCGGAGCGGGCCCCAAUCCAGAACAGCCCCUGGAAAGAGACUAGCCUGGACCACCCCUACGAGAAGCCCAGAAAGUCUUCUGAACCCAACAGCGAGUCCAGCAGCCCAGCCACCACACCCCAGGAUGGGCCCAGCACCUCCAGCCUCUGGCUGCUGGAGCCUGCCUCCUACCAUGUGGUUCCCAUUCGCAGCCUUCCUGGCCAGCGGCAGGGCCGCAUCAGUGCCCCAGCCACCCCCGAGAUCCAAGGCAGGAGGGGCCAGUCGCAGUCUCUGAGGACGGAUUCCUUCCGGGCGGGCCCCGAGGGCCGAGGUCGCAGCGCCUUCCCCCGCCGCCGCCCCACUUACUACACUGUGACGGUGCCCGACUCCUGCUUCCCCCCGACCAAGCCCCCGCUGCCCCACCCCGCCUACCACUCCUGCUCGGAGGACAGCGGCUCCGACGUCUCCAGCAUCUCGCACCCCACGUCGCCCGGCAGCAGCAGCCCCGACAUCUCCUUCCUGCGGCCACUGUCCCCGCCCCAGCCGCUUCGCCACCGCGGGGCCUGGGGCCCGGCCGGCGCGCUCUACCCGAAGCUGCUGCUGCCCCCCGGGCAUUUGGCGCCCGGGCGCUACGUGCUGGUGGCCGAGAGCGCCCUGCCGCCGCCCGCCGAGUGGGAGCUGGGCCGCGCCGCCUCGGGCCCCGCCUACGAGGAGGACCUGCGCUGGCAGCGCCUGGUGGCCCCCCGCGGCCGCGUGCUGCGGACCCCCUCGCUCAAGGACAACCCCGCGGGCCGUGCGCUCAGCAAGGCGGCCGUCUCAGAGGAGCUCAAGUCGUGGCACGAGCGCGCGCGCCUCCGGAGCGGCCGCCCACACUCGCUGGACCGCCAGGGGGCCUUCCGCGUCCGGAGCCUGCCCCCCGGGAGAGAGGGCUUUGGGCGAGCCCUGGGUCCCCGGACACAGGUGGCCACAGUGUAUGUGCCCCGGAGAUCACCCGAAGGGGCCCCCGUGCAAGUCUUUGUGCCUGAGAAUGGCGAGAUUGUCAGCCAGGUGUAACCAAGGCCUGGUGUUACCGUGUACCCCCCACACCCCGGCCCUCCUACUGGAAAAGACUUGUCCACAACAGGACCGGAGCCGAGCCCUCCCAGCCUUGAGUGCCUUCUUCAGCUCCUUGACCCCCAUCGCAGGUCGAUGAGCCGGGGCUGAGCCUUUUUUUUUUUUUUUUUUUUUUUUUUUUUUUAAUUUUUUUUUCCAGAAACCCUGACUUUAGGAUUUAUAUUUGUGAUAUGUCCUCAAAAUCCCUAUAAUAUGAUGAUGCAUUAUUCCCCAGAGCUUGGUCUACUGGACUUGAGGCCUUGCCUGUCUGACUGACGGCUUCUGUCUCCUUCUGCAAGCGGCAGGAGAUGCGUGAGGCAGAGGUCACGUUGGGAUUCCUCACGGACUUGGGAUUCCUCACAGACUCGACCCUUGGGCUCCAAGAACAUCCCCAGGGAACAGCUCCUGUCCCUGGGACUGCAGCUAGAGGCAUACUAGUGUGCCUCCCCCACCCCACAAUUUCCUAGCUCUCUGGGUACUGUAGGGGUGUCUGAGCAGGGGGAGAGUCUUCUUCCCCCUUUAUAAUGUGCUCUGUGAUGCACACACGAAGCGGUAGGUUCAAGAUUCUAUGUCCUGGUGGAGUAUUGUCUUCCAGGAUGGACCCUGUCUUUUCCUCACCCCGUAACCCCCAACCCCCACCCUGUAGGGGCCCCAGUCAUUCACCAUGUGCUGUCUGUGCCCUCUGGGCUCCCACAUCGACUCAGACUUCUGAGCCUUGAAUUUGGGGCUUCGCCAGAUUGUAGCAUUCGGAGGCCCAGGCUGGGGGCUGGCCUGUGGUGUUUGGCGGAGGGCAGCUCAUAUUCUGACCAGCUUCUCUGGGCGUCGUGAAGACUGGCAACCCCACCCUUCCUUCUGUCACCUUUUCAUUAUAGUCCUAAAAAGCAGUGCCUUCCAGGUGUUUUUGGAAAGGCCCCAUGUCUGUGGUGUGUUCUUAUAGGCGGGGGUGGGGGUCCCUGCCCUGCUGCUCCCCACCCAGCUGUGCUUCUGCUCUGAGACUGGAUUUCCUUGAAAGAGGGCAAGUCCUUAUUUUUACAGAUAUUUUUACUCACUCUCAAGAGCAUUCAUUCAUUGUCCCAUGUGCUAAAACCUGAGCAGGCCUGGAAACGGCCUGUGCUAAGACCAUCCUGUAGACCCUGGGUCCUCAUCCUUGGGCCUCUUUGCCCUCAGAUCUCCUGCUCCAAAGAGAAAGCACAGAGCAGAGGCGAGGUGAGGGAGAGCUAAGUUCAGAUUCUGUCCAUGCAGAACCUUUUCCCCUCUGAGUGCCCUGGACUUGGACAGAAACUACAAAUAGAGCUUAAACCUCCAAGAACUUUGGUGCCUGACCCCAAAGAAGCCCAGUUCUCCCCCUCCUGGACAGAAGGUGGUGUGGCCAACUGUGCAAGGUUGCCAAGGGAGGAGCUUAGGUGGCCCAUCAGGAAUCUGGGGGAGGGGAGGAGAGCCUGGGGACAAGCACCUGCAUACCUGUCACUACACUCUGACCACAUCCUGCAACUCCCCCACUUUUUGGGUGGAUGCCGGCCCCAUGACAUUUGAAUCUCCUACUUUGGAUUCUUAUUCUCUUGUUUUGUCUCGAAGCCCCUUUCACUAAUGUACAGCUAUUUCCCUUCCCCGUGCCCUCCUGGGAGCCCAGAGCUCCCUAGGCUGAGCCAGGAGACAUCCAAGCACCCCCACACACAUGAGCGUCCUUUAUGUUAACUUAUUGGUCCUGUAUGAUGCCUGGUACUUCGCUGUGGGGCUGGAACUGUGUGGGUUUUAGUGCCAAAUAUGUCAAUAAAGUCUGUUCUUUGUGAUUGGUUGA
Molecule: messenger RNA, 3829 nt
Organism: Lutra lutra (Eurasian river otter)
Lineage: Eukaryota; Metazoa; Chordata; Mammalia; Carnivora; Mustelidae
Gene: INAVA
Product: innate immunity activator
Exons: 10
Coding region: 277-1992 (571 amino acids)
Biological process (GO): positive regulation of protein ubiquitination; adherens junction maintenance
Source: RefSeq, a predicted model, not a curated record